GUUACACUGCUGAUAAUGCCUGGAACCCGCGCAGGCGACUGUGGGGUCGGAGAAUACUUACAUGAAGGUCACUGCUGUGUGUCUUGUCCAGCAGGUACUUACGUUGCUCAGCACUGCAGUGCUCCGCACCUGAGAGGAAGAUGUGUCCCUUGCACCGAAGGAGAGGGUUAUACUGCCCAUGAGAAUGGCUUGGAAGAAUGCUUGUCGUGCAGACGGUGCAAAGAUGAUCAGAUAACUUUGAGACCCUGUACUCUGACGCAUGAUACAGAAUGCCAGUGCAAACAAGGAUAUUUCUGCCCUGCCGAGGGCUGUGAAAUAUGUCAGAGGUGCAGUACAAUGUGUCCGGAAGGGAAAGAAAUUGUGCAGAAUUGCAAUGCUACUACGGACCUAGGAUGUGGCUUACCCAAUGAAGGCAGCAUGGCUUUUGUUUGGAUCAUUGUGGUUAUUUUCGUUGUUGGUGGUGGUUUGUUGCUGUUCUUUGUAAUUAGAAAGCUGAAGAGUGAUAAAGCUGCUUCAACUGAUAAAGAUGCAGAGAGAGGGCUGGAGUCUGAGGGCAGUACUGAAAGCCUAAUUUUGCCAGAAGUGGAGACACCUGCAAAUAGCAUAGCCAACCUAGAGGCUGAGAACUCUGGUGAGAGCCCAGAGGACCAAGCACAAACCAGUGUUAACAUGGAAGUAAAAACCACAUCACCAGAGGAAAACAGUGUUGCACUUUCUGAGCCCAGCACCAUCCCGUGUGGGGGCUGGAGGCGCAACAUGGAAAGGUGCUGGAAGAGGAUUGCUUACUCUUCACUACCAGCAAAAACUGGACAGAAUCCUGCUUGUCAUCAGAAUGCCUUGUCUAAUAUACCAAGGGGUAGGAUGCCAGCAAAGCAUAUGGUACGAGAACCGCAGUGUCGAAUAAUUGUUAAAGAUCUCUCUCAAAAAGAACUGAGAGAUUGCUUUUGGACCUUUACAAAGGAAGUGCCACAGAAAAAAUGGAGGCAGCUUAUGAGAACUCAUCUGCAGGAAAACGAUAUUGAUAAAAUUAUUUAUGACUUUCCUAAUGAUAUAGAAGAGCAAUCUUAUCAGAUGCUUCUCGCCUGGAGAAACACACUGGGAGAGAAACAAACUAUUAUUAAGCUACUGGAUGAGUUAAGGUAUCUAGAUACCAAGGCUUGUGAUAACGUAUUGAAUACUUUAAAAAGUCGUAACAUUAUAAGUAAAUUAGAAGCUACAGAUUGA
Tauraco erythrolophus (red-crested turaco) is the source of this 1224-nucleotide messenger RNA. The record is from RefSeq and is a predicted model, not a curated record. Lineage: Eukaryota; Metazoa; Chordata; Aves; Musophagiformes; Musophagidae.